AUGGACGAGGACAUGGACGAGGUCGAGGACAAGGGCAAGUCCAAGGAUAUGGACGAGAACCAGGAUAUGGAGGAAGUCAAAGACGAGAACGAGGACGAGGACCAGGAUGAGGCCCAGGCGCUGAUCAACGGAGGCGAGGCUGGCACCUUCGACUACGCCUUCAUCGACGCCGACAAGACCAACUACCUCAACUACUACGAGUUAACGCUGCAACUGCUGCGCGUUGGCGGCAUCCUGGUCGCCGACAACGCCCUCAGAGGCGCCAGGGUGCUGGGGGAUGAGGACGCCAUGGACGAGAACACGCGCACCAUCCACGAGAUGAACAAACGGGCCUCCUCAGACCCACGAGUCCACGCCAGCCUGCUCAACCUUGGCGACGGCGUGUUGUUUUGCCGACGCGUCAAAUAA
Messenger RNA from Pollicipes pollicipes, 408 nucleotides. Its product is annotated as flavonoid 3',5'-methyltransferase-like. Gene Ontology annotation, molecular function: O-methyltransferase activity; S-adenosylmethionine-dependent methyltransferase activity. The transcript is spliced from 2 exons. The record is from RefSeq and is a predicted model, not a curated record. The coding region runs from base 1 to 408 and encodes 135 amino acids. NCBI's taxonomy places the organism in Eukaryota, Metazoa, Arthropoda, Thecostraca, Pollicipedomorpha, Pollicipedidae.